AUGAUUUAUAUUUGUUGGUAUAUCAAUUUUAAGAGAUAUACAACCAUUACAAUAAUUAAAUUAAGAGUGCACUAAGUAUACUUGAAGAUAUUUAUACUGAAGGUUUACAAAUAAUUACAGAAAAAUAUUAACCAAAAUUAAAUUUUAUUAAUACCAUCAUUCUAUACCUUGCAGUUUUUGAUCUUUAUUAUUUAUAACACACUUAUUCUACUUAUGUCAGUUAUGACUUUUUAGAUUGGAUUAUUUAAAAUAUUAUAUUAAAAUGCUGUUAUUAAUUAACAGUAACAUUAUAAUACGUCAGAAAAGUAAGAAUUUAUUAGUUCUGAUUUAACGUAUGAAUUUUAUAAAUUAAAUCUUAAUAUCCAAAAUUUAUAUAUUAUAAUGCAAAAUCAAGUUGUUUCAAAAGGAAUAUCAGAAAUCUAAAAGUAUGCAAAGGCUCUUUCGGGAAAUAAAAACUAUGUGUAAAAGAAGUUAGCCCAAGAUCCCGAUUACUUCUCCAAGUUAGCUAAGGGCUAGAAUCCAAAAUAUCUAUUAAUCGGAUGUUCUGAUUCUAGAGCUCCUCCAAAUGAAUUGACAGAGACAGAUCCAGGAGAAAUCUUCAUCCAUCGUAACAUAGCUAAUGUUGUCAAUAUCACAGACUUAAAUGUAAGUAUGUUCCUGUUAACUUUAGUUAAAUUGUGUAGUCUAAUAUGCUGUGGAACAUUUGAAAGUCCAUAAUAUCAUCAUUAUGGGUCAUACAUUCUGUGGAGGAGUAAAGGCAGCCAUGAAUUAAGAUUCUGUAGGUGGUUUACUAGAUCUUUGGCUCAAUAAUAUCAAACAUGUUUAUGAGAAAAAUCAACAUCUUGUAAAUUAAUUUGAAGAUGAGAAUGAGAGAGUAGCAUGUUUAUCAUGCUUAAAUGUCAGAGAAUAAGUCCUUAAUAUGUGGAAAAAUCCAAUCGUAUAGAAAUCUUGGCAAGACGGACAUCGUAUCAUAUUUUAUUAAUUUUCUAGCUGUUAUGGUACAUGGCUGGUUAUUCAGAGUAGAAACAGGAUAUAUUGAAGAAUUGUAAAUUGAUGAGAAUAUACCUGAAAAUUUAUCGAAUGUGUUCAGGUUGCAAUUCAAGAAUGCUUAAUAAGCUGCAAAAAAUUAAUAAUAAGAUGACAAAGAUGAUUAAAAAAAUAUACCUUCAAACAGUGAAAAAUAUUAAUAAAUGCAAAAUAAACUAGUAACUGAAUUCAGAAAGUUUUCAACUACCUCUUAAGAUUCUAAUCAAGAGCCUUAGAAGGACAUGGUUAGCUAAAUUUCUGGUAUACUUUAAGAUGAUCCAAAUUUUCAAAGAGAAAAUAAAUGA
Messenger RNA from Paramecium pentaurelia, 1331 nucleotides. The record is from the annotation of a GenBank genome assembly. NCBI's taxonomy places the organism in Eukaryota, Ciliophora, Oligohymenophorea, Peniculida, Parameciidae.